AUGGUGCAAACCCUCCUCCAGGGUCUCUUUGUUUGCGCUACGACGUGGCUUCUGUGGAAGGCCUUCCGCAAGUUCGUGGUCAAGAGUGACCUCGAUAACCUGCCCGGCCCGCCAUCCCCAUCCUUCAUGUACGGCCACGUCCGGGAGUUGUACAACAAACAGACAGGGUUCAAAUAUCACCGCAGCCUGGGAGAGAAGUACGGCCCAGUCGUGCGCCUGCGCGGUCGGUUUGGGAGCAACCUAGUGUAUACGUUCGAUCCAAAGGCCAUGCAUAGUAUCGCCAUAAAGGACCAGGACAUCUUCCAGGAGGCGACGUGGUUCACCAAGGCCACGGGAAUUAUCUUUGGUCCUGGUCUCUUUGCUACUCUUGGCGACCACCACCGCAAGCAGCGUAAAAUGCUCAACCCCGUCUUCUCGGUCAACCAUAUGCGCAAUAUGUCCCCGAUCUUCUACGACAUCACACACAAGCUCAGGACCGCGAUACAGGACCGAGUCCGCGAGGGCCACCCCGCCGAAGUCAACAUUGUCUCCUGGAUGGGGCGCACCGCGCUCGAGCUCAUGGGCCAGGGCGGCCUGGGCUACUCCUUCGACCCGCUCAUCGCCGACGCCGGCGACGAGUACGGUAAAGCACUCAAGGACCUCAUGCCGACGCUUGCGCAGGUGCGCGGGUUACACCACCACGUCCCGCUAUUCCAGAAGAUCGUGCCCAAGGGCUGGCGCCGAGCCGUCGCGGAGCUCAUUCCUGCCCCGCCGCUGCAGAGGAUAAUACAAAUUGCGGACACGAUGAGGAUACGCUCGACCGAGAUAUUCGAGGCGAAGAAAAAGGCACUGCUUGCUGGCGACGACGCGCUCAAGCACCAGAUCGGCGAGGGGAGAGACCUGAUUAGCGUUUUGCUGAGGGAGAACAUGGCGGCGGCUGAGGAGGACAAGCUGCCCGAGGAGGAGCUGAUUGGCCAGAUGUCGACCAUGACAUUCGCCGCCAUGGACUCAACCUCCAACGCGCUAUCUCUGACGUUGUGGCGCCUCGCUCAACACCCCGAGAGACAGGAUGCGUUGCGCAAGGAAAUCCUUGAAGCAAAGGAAGCACAUGGCGGCGGCGACAUUGGAUACGACGAGCUGGUAGCGCUGCCGUACCUGGACGCUGUAUGCCGCGAGACGCUGCGGGUCCACACCCCUGCACCCUUCCGUUUCCGCGAGACGAACCGAGACGUCAUCCUCCCUCUCUCGGAGCCCGUGCGCGGCAAAGACGGUCGGAUGAUGCAUGAGCUCCACAUCCCGAAGAACACCUCCGUGUUUGUCGGCAUCAACGCGUCGAACACGAACCCCGCGCUCUGGGGCCCGGACGCGUACGAGUGGAAGCCCGAGCGCUGGCUGGAGCCACUUCCGGAGACGGUUCUGAAUGCGAGGAUCCCUGGUGUAUAUGCCAAUCUGAUGACGUUCUGGGGCGGCGGCCGGUCUUGCGUCGGCUUCAAGUUUUCGCAGCUCGAAAUGAAGGUCGUCCUGGCGGUGCUCCUCUCGACCUUCACUUUCGAGCUCACGGAGAAGCCCAUCUACUGGAACAUGGCCACCGUGCAGUAUCCCUCCACGGAUCCGCACGGGGCGCACCCCGAGCUUCCGAUGAAAGUUGGAUUGUUGAGGCGCGACUCCGUGCGCGCUUGA
Trametes versicolor FP-101664 SS1 is the source of this 1659-nucleotide messenger RNA. RefSeq names its product cytochrome P450. NCBI's taxonomy places the organism in Eukaryota, Fungi, Basidiomycota, Agaricomycetes, Polyporales, Polyporaceae. The coding region runs from base 1 to 1659 and encodes 552 amino acids. The record is from RefSeq and is a predicted model, not a curated record. Gene Ontology annotation, molecular function: heme binding; oxidoreductase activity, acting on paired donors, with incorporation or reduction of molecular oxygen; monooxygenase activity. The transcript is spliced from 14 exons.